Hermetia illucens (black soldier fly) is the source of this 1612-nucleotide messenger RNA. Its product is annotated as putative odorant receptor 92a. The coding region runs from base 46 to 1209 and encodes 387 amino acids. The record is from RefSeq and is a predicted model, not a curated record. Gene Ontology annotation, biological process: sensory perception of smell; detection of chemical stimulus involved in sensory perception of smell. Lineage: Eukaryota; Metazoa; Arthropoda; Insecta; Diptera; Stratiomyidae. The transcript is spliced from 7 exons. Gene Ontology annotation, cellular component: plasma membrane. Gene Ontology annotation, molecular function: odorant binding; olfactory receptor activity.
GUUCCCUAAGGUUUCUUAACGUAGGAGCAGAGACAGCCUCAAGAAAUGUUAGAAGCAAUCACUGCACACUUGGGAGCGAUUAGGUCCCUUGAAAUGAAUUUGACUGUGGCCCAAAUGUUUGGAGUGCCCCUGUUUUUGCGUGGAACUUCCCAGAGUCGUCGAUUUUUAAUAUUAUUUUAUUGCCUAAUCUUUUGGACCUUGUUUAAUUUUUUCUAUUUGUAUUUUGAAGUUUUGGAUUUGGGUCUGAUCACGACUAACUUCAACCAAAUCGCGCAGAACAUUUGCUUGACCUUUACUCAUUUUGGUGGUAAUAUCAAGUUCUUGAAUAUUAUGUAUAAAUUCCAUAAUGUGAAAAUCAUUGUUGAGGAAAUGCUGGAGCUCCCGUCUUUAUACGUCCGUGACGAGAAGCACCAAAAGAUAUUCAGAGCCAGCGAGAUUGAGAAUAAAUUGAUUGUUAUCGUUUAUUCGACCAUAGUGUUGUCCACGGCAUUUCUUGGAAUCGGAACAUUGAUCAAAGAUCCCACAAUCGGAGGCAAUAUUUUCCCAUACAGAUCCUUUCUACCAGGAUUCUUGCCACAAAUUCUACGGAUUGCGUACUGGUCGACAGGAGUCACCAUGCUCUCGAUUCAAAUUGUAGCAAUAGAUUGCCUGAACGUGAAUCUGAUCAAUCAAAUUCGAUUACAUUUGAAGCUCCUGAAUCUGAACUUAUCUGAAUUGGUAUCGUCAAAGCAGUCGUCAAAGGACGCUUUUAACAUUUUAAAAAAUUGCAUCAAACACCACCAGAUAAUUUUACGGCUGAGAAACGAAAUUGAAAGUAUCUUCAAAUAUCCAGUUUUGGUCCAAUUUUCGGUUUCAUUACUAAUUUUCGUCAUGACCGGAUUCCAGGCAAUUGUAUUGACUGGAGCAGAUGGAAUAAUACUCGUUUAUUUUUACUGUGCAUGCAUCACCUGCCAGUUGUUCUCGUACUGCUGGUUUGCUAAUCAGGUUAUGGAGGAGAAUAAGCUUCUGGUGAUUGCUGGAUAUAACACCUCCUGGUUUGAUUUUGGAAGCAGAUAUUCAAAAAUUCUAAUAAUUUUCAUGAUCAAUGCUCAGCAACCAUUAACGUUCACGGUCGGCGGAUUUUUCAAUCUUUCCUUAAACGGUUUUACUGGGAUAUUAAGCCGAUCGUAUUCUUCAAUAGCGGUGCUGCGUCAAAUGUACGCCAAAUAAUCCAUGGCGUUGCAACUGCAAGUUAUACAGCACAGUAGAAAUAUUCUAGAAGCAAAUUAAUAAUUUACUUGCUUAUUGACAGGGUAUUUGGGAUGAACUACUUGAAUAUCUUUUAAGCACAAGAUUAUUUGCAAACUGGAUCAGUCGAACCGCGUACAAUAACUCAGAUUCAAAAAGCAUCACAAGGUUCAUAUUAUCGAUAUAAAUUUCGGAAAACUUUCAAUAGUUUUUAUCACAAAAUAUAAUUGAUCAUAAUUGUAGCUAUUGUCUAGAUAUAUGUAUAGAAUUUAAAUUGAAAUUUGUCUAUUGGAGUAUACAUGUAUGUAUCUAAAGCUUAAACAUUCGCACAACACACAUUUUGUAAUCACUUUAUCAAAAAUAAAAGCAUUGCAAAAAAAAUUGU